AUAGUCAAAAGGGGUCAUUGCAGUCUGCAGGACAGGGCAGGAACGGAGGAGACGCCGCCGGCUGGCAGCAGCACCGACGCGCACCAUGCCUACCUCCUCCUCCGUCAACCCGGAACAUGGCGUCGUCACCGCGGCCGAACUCCUCUCCGCCUACGCCGCCGUGCCGUCGAGGGCCACGGGCGCCGAGGGCUUCGCCUCGUCCCUGCGCACCCAGGACGAGGUCGACGCGCUCUGCGAGAAGUACGGCGUAUCCAAGGAAUUCACCGCGCGCCCCGCAGGCGACCUGCGCGCGAACUCGACGCCGCCGCCGGGGGCCAUCUGCGUGUACGCGAGGGCGCUCAAGGCCGGGAUGCGCGUCCCGCUGCACCGCUUCUUCCGCGAGGUGCUCGCCCACUUCGGCAUCGCGCCGGCGCAGCUCUCGCCCAACGGGUGGCGCGCCAUGGCGGGCUUCCACGCGCUCUGCGACUCCGCUGGGGUGCCGCCGUCGCUCGCGGUGUUCCGGCGUUUCUUCGUGAUGUGCAGUCUCUGCCAGGAGCACGAAAAAGGCUGGUACUCAUUCCGGCCCAGGCGGGACAGCUCCGGCUUGUGCUUCAGGGGUUUGCCGAAGCCGGAUGCCAACUCCAUCAAGUGGAAACACGAGUUCUUCUUCCUCUCGUCGCCGGAGCCGUGGUCCUGCGCCGUGGAGUGGCGCGAGCGGUCCAACCGCUCCUCCUGCAACCCGGUGCUCACCGUUGAGGAAAGCCAGUCGAUGCUGAAGCUGCUAAGUGCUCAUGGUGGCGCCGCUGUUGAUCUCAGGAACCUGCUCCCUCCUACGUGCUCAAGGCCCCGCAGCCGCCUUACUGCCGCAUCCCCGCCGCCGCCGCCUUCCUCAACUCGUACGGAUCCCUCCGUCCAUGACACAAGCGGGGAGCAGGGGGAGAAGACGGCCGCGCAAGCGUCGGCGUCGGCGUCGGCGAAGAAGAGGACUUGGGAGGAAGCCGACGGCGGGGAGGAGGUUUCGCCUCUUUCAGUGUUGUCCAGCGUGCGCUCGCCACCGCCACAGCAUUUCCCCUGCAGGCACGACGGAGACACCACGAAGGCUGCACGGGAGCUGAUGCACCUGCAGGAGCGCGCGUUUGCGGCGAACGAGCCUUCCGACGGCGCAGCGAUUCGGCAGGUAUUGCCAGCAAAUGCCAUGGGAAAUCGUUCGAUCGGUAGGUGCUUGUCGGGAGUCCUCGAUCAUCUUGUUUGUGUUCAGGCCUGGGAGCGCGAAGCCGCGGCGCUGCGGGAGCAGCUGGAGGGGGCGAAGAACGAGCUCGCCGCGAAGGUGGCGGAGCUGGGGGAGACCAAAGCAGAGCUCGCCGCAGCGAAGCAAGCAGCGGAGGCGGAGGUGGUGAAGACGAAGGCCCAGCUCGCCGCGUCUCUGACGGAUGUGGUGAAGACGAAGGCCGAGCUCGCCGCCGCCAAGCGAGAGGCAGAGGCGGAGGCGGUGAAGAUGAAGGCCGAACUCGCCGCGGCCGUGGCAGAGGCGGUGAAGACGAAGGCCGAGAUGGCCGCCUCGAAGCGUGCCACGGAGACAGAGACGGCUAAGGCGAACGCCGAACUCGCCGCGGCGAACCGGGCCGUGGAGGCGGAGCUGGUGAAGGCGAAGGCCAAGCUCGCCGCGGCGGAGGCGGAGCUGGUGAAGGCCAAGGCCAAGCUCGCCGCGGCGGAGGCGGAGCUGGAGAGCGCCAAGGCGGCGGCGGCGGUGCAGGAGCUUCUGGCCUCCGAAGAGAACGCCCGGCGGCGCGCGGAGCUCGCGCUGGAGGGGUACCAGCGCUGGCGAGGCCGUCACGCUCCGGCUGGUCGUGCCGCUUGAGUAGCUCGCUGAUCGUUUUCCUCCUCGAUGCAAUCGAGUAACGCAGAACGAUUCAAUCCGGGAGAUCACCAAAUUUUGUAGCUGCAGUUUCGUCAGAUACACAAUGCAGCAGCCAUUGCUAUGUGGCUUUCUUGUUCCAUGCUCAGCAGACAAUCGAGCACCGUGGGCAAAUGAAACAGAAAUAUUUUGCUUGAUGUGUGUUCAGCAGAGAGUGGAUUUUUGGAGCCCGGGUGCAAUGGAGGACCUUAUUUUAAAUAGUUUGAAAGUCACAUUUAAGGGUUUAGAAAAAUCUAAAAAGAAUUCCACAUGAACAUAUGGAU
Triticum urartu is the source of this 2157-nucleotide messenger RNA. RefSeq lists its product as uncharacterized. The record is from RefSeq and is a predicted model, not a curated record. NCBI's taxonomy places the organism in Eukaryota, Viridiplantae, Streptophyta, Magnoliopsida, Poales, Poaceae.